UCCGUGUUCAGCGUAUCAGCACUUCUAAUGAUGGUUACCCUGAAGAAGCUUGCAAGCACGGGAUGCACUCUAAUAUUUACCAUUUACCAGAGCAGUACGGAAGUGUUUGGCCUUUUCGAUAGGAUUUGUCUUCUCUCUAAUGGAAACACAUUGUUCUUUGGGGAAACACUUGCUUGUUUGCAGCAUUUCUCAAAUGCUGGAUUUCCUUGCCCGAUCAUGCAAAGUCCUUCCGACCACUUUCUGAGAGCCAUAAAUACAGAUUUUGAUAGGAUUAUUGCAAUGUGCAAAAACUGGCAGGACGACCAUGGGGAGCUUUCAUCGGUUAAUAUGGACACUGCUGUGGCGAUACGCACUCUUGAAGCAACGUAUAGAUCAUCCGCAGAUGCUGCUGCUGUCGAGGCUAUGAUUUUGAAGCUCACUGACAAGGAAGGUCCGCUUCUCAAAAGCAAAGGCAGGGCAAGUUGUUGCACCAAAAUUGCAAUAUUGACUUGGAGAUCGUUGUUGAUUAUGUCGAGGGAGUGGAAGUAUUAUUGGCUUCGUCUAAUUAUAUACAUGUUUCUGGCGCUCUGUAUUGGCACGGUAUUCUCUGGUCUGGGGCACUCAUUAUCUUCAGUCGUGACUAGAGUUGGAGCUAUAUUUCUAUUCGUAUCAUUUACAUCGCUUCUGAGCAUAGCUGGUGUCCCUGCACAGCUCAAAGACAUCAAGAUAUUCAUCUGCGAAGAGGCAAACCAGCACUCUGGGACGUUGGCCUUUCUAGUCGGACAGUUUUUCUCAAGCAUCCCGUUCUUGUUUCUCCUCUCCGUCUCAUCGAGUUUGGUCUUCUAUUUCCUAGUCGGGCUGAGGGACGAUUUCAGCUUGUUGAUGUACUUUUCCCUGAACUUCUUCACGUGCCUUAUAGUUAACGAGGGACUGGUGUUACUCGUUGCUUCAAUCUGUCGAAACACAUUCUGGAGCAUCAUAGUAUUGGUGAAUAUACACGUAAAUAGAAGUUAUGGAUAG
Molecule: messenger RNA, 999 nt
Organism: Salvia hispanica
Lineage: Eukaryota; Viridiplantae; Streptophyta; Magnoliopsida; Lamiales; Lamiaceae
Source: RefSeq, a predicted model, not a curated record